ACGGUUCCCCGUGGUCCUAAACGCUGCAAAAACCAUGAAAAUCCAAUGCAUUCUACAGUAAUUGAAACAUUUUAUUGCUCAACAGAAGUAAGAAGUUCUGGUUGCGCACCCUCCAAAUCUAAAGAUUCUCACCAACCAAAAGAGGUAAAGCAAGGAGACAUUUUCGAUCAUGGCACUGCUUCCUCAAUUCCCAGUACAAAGAGAAAGCCUUUAUACCACAACCACCUCUCUCCUUGGAAUGCGCACCCUCCUCACUCUCAGGCCACCACCACCGCCAGGCCCCUUCAGCCUCUAUCCUCAUCCUGCUUCUUAUAAUUCUUCCUCAUUCCUCUCCAGCUUCAGACCCGACAAGCGCUUUCACUUCCUCGCUCCGUGCUGUUCUUUGAAACAGACCAAGAAGCAGAGAAGUGGUCGUGCUCCCCGCACUGCCCCACAGAGCAUCAGGUGGCUCUUUAGCAAUCCAAAGAGCGAUGAGGAAGGCGGUGGCGGUGAUAAGCGAGGAAGAGAUGACGAGGAGGGUGGAUUGGAAUUGGAGGACGACACUGAGUUUAAGGGUACCCUUUUGGCUGGUGUAUUGCUGGUGGGAUUGGUUGGCGGGUUUGCCACUGCUGGUUAUGUCUAUAAGGACCAGAUCAAUGCGUUCUUGAGUCGGUUCUCUACUUUUAUUGACGGUUAUGGCCCAGCUGGAUAUGCUUUAUUUGUAGCAGCUUAUGCAGGAUUGGAAAUACUUGCGAUUCCAGCUAUUCCUUUGACCAUGUCCGCUGGUCUUCUUUUUGGCUCUCUUAUUGGCACUAUCCUUGUCUCUAUCAGUGGCACAGUGGCAGCAAGUGUAGCAUUUUUAAUUGCUAGAUAUUUUGCUCGUGACCGCAUUCUUAAACUUGUUGAAGGAAAUAAAAAGUUUCUAGCAAUUGACAAAGCAAUUGGGGAAAAUGGUUUCAGAGUCGUUACCCUCCUUCGUUUGAGCCCUUUACUUCCAUUUUCAUUGGGGAAUUAUUUAUAUGGAUUAACAUCUGUGAAGUUUGUACCAUAUGUGUUGGGAAGUUGGUUGGGGAUGCUUCCAGGAACAUGGGCUUAUGUGAGUGCUGGUGCACUUGGGCGAGCCAUUUUUCAAGAAGAAUCUGGUGUGAGUUUACCCGGAAGAAAUGGUCAGAUAUUAACCCUUGGGCUGGGACUAUUGGCCACAGCACUGGCUGCCGCUUAUGUGGCACGGCUUACCAAGGAUGCUGUGAAAGACAUAGAGUAGACUCAAAUAUUGCAAUUAGACAUUAACAACUUAAAUUGUAGUAAUCGAUGCAUCAUUCGUGUAAAUUGUAGUAGGUUAAUCAAAUCGAACUGAAACCUUCGAUUUUUUUGAGUGUAUCGUCUAUGAUAUGCUACAUAUAAUAAGCAAGUCUAAUAAUGCUUAUUAUGUUUCUCAUCCA
Molecule: messenger RNA, 1421 nt
Organism: Carya illinoinensis
Lineage: Eukaryota; Viridiplantae; Streptophyta; Magnoliopsida; Fagales; Juglandaceae
Product: TVP38/TMEM64 family membrane protein slr0305-like
Exons: 7
Coding region: 170-1243 (357 amino acids)
Source: RefSeq, a predicted model, not a curated record